AUGAGCAGCUCUCGAAUCGUGACGAGAUGGGCUUCCAAAAAACGCAGGAAGAGCGACGGCAUUCCCGACUCACCAUCAACAGACAAAUCGUCAAACGGAAACAUUGAUUCUCUCGCGAACGAACUCUUAGCUAAUGGCGGAUUUUUACGCGGUGAUGAUGGAGGAGAUCAAAGGAGAAGGCUGCUAGAUUUAUGCAAUGCUGGAGACUGGAAUGUCGUUAGAUAUUAUGUAGAGGCAAAUGAAAGAACUGUGCGAGAAAGUCUGUCGAUGCCACUGGAUGUGGCAGGAAACACACCACUGCAUCUCGCAGUUUCCAUGGCAGACCACAGUCUGGUUUGCUUGCUGCUGCUGAAGGGAGCCGAUCCAAAUGUGUCAAAUCGUGUAGAUGUGACGCCCACCACUCUAGCAUGUCGGCUUGGUAUACCACGAAUUCUCAAAACACUACGAAAACAUGGUGGUGUUGCAACAGUCAUGGAACGGAAAAUGGCUCAAUCCAGAGCCAAGAAUGUAAUUGCUUUAGCUGCUGGACCAGCCGAAACCUCGAAUCAAAAGACUGGUAACGCUGCUGGAAUACCUGGACGAAGAACAUCUGCUGGUCGAACAGGACCUCCAAGUGCAGCUUCCAAUUCCUCGACACCCAUCAAACCAAAACCGAAUCCAAAUCCAGCCCAAUCAUCGCCCCGAACGCAGGGUGAUGUCGAGUAUAAUAAUGAAGUGAGAGCACUCGUACGAUCCUUUCCCCGUAAUUAUUUCACUGCUGAAAAUGCAGCAUAUCUCGGUGCUACUAUACCUACAUUCGAUGCACCUGCCCUCCAAGUAAUAAAUUAUAAAGAUGCUAACGGAUGGACGCCAUUAAUGAAGGCAGCUUACAAGGGCCACAGGGAUUUAGUCAAGGGCCUCAUCACUCGUGGAGCCAGUGUUCGAGAAUUUGAUAACAUUGGAUGUACAGCACUCGUAUGGGCCUGUCUCGGCGGUGACGAAGACUGUAUAGAUAUCUUAUUAGAAGAGGGUGCACCCGUAAACGCCUUUUUGGAAUCAGCAAAAUUCAAACCAUGUCCACCACCAACACCACUCAUCGCUGCUGCCUAUGUCGGUAAUGUGGCCGUAGUCAGACGAUUAGUGGAAGCCGGCGCAAGAACAGAUACCCGGAUCGGGCCAGGCCGUGGUAAAACAGCCUUGAUGGUUGCAGCAUGGAUGAAGAAUGUAAAUGUAGUUUCCUACCUCCUAUCACAAAACCCAACCGUCGAUACAAAGGCAGAAGAAUGGGUGAGUAGAGGUAUCGCCGUCCUCAAGCGAGUGACGGAUCGUGGAAUAUUGUUCGCAACGACGCAAGGGGGGCUCAAAAGUGUGCCGAAACUACCUGCUUUAACUCAAGAUGAAACGGAUGUAGCUAAGAAAGUGGCGGAACUUAUUGAAGAACGUCGUGCAAUAAGUUCACAGCAAGCAAAGCUGAUACCGUCUUCAAAGUUUGGAAGCAUUAAACGGAAGCGAGCAAAGGCUGAUCCGCAGCUUGAGGCAAAAGUAUUAGCCGAUUUACUGGAUCGACUGCCUGAUCGAGGAACAGAGUUGGAUUUCCAGUGCUUUGUAAUUUUGCAAUGUGCUGUGGAACUCCUCGUAGCAGCAAGUCGUAAUCAGAAAGCCGAAUACGUCACAAUCACAGCCAAAAUGAAUCAUUUAGCAUCCGAGAUUGCCCGUGAAGUAGAUUCAUUUGAUCAUGUCGGUCCAGCUUUAAAUCUUCCAAGGAUGUCAACACCAGUGAAAUCAGUAUCUCCCACUACAACCACGCGAUCCGUUUAUGGUGAAAUUUCCGCAAUAUCCUUCUCCACGUCAGCUGUCAGAGCAAAAUUACGAGUAUUGUCAAGUGCACUGAAUGGUGAUUUGCCCCGCGCUCUUUUGGUCGCUACCAAGAUUGCCUGUGGUGUUUGGCCACCAGCAGAAGCUAAUCAGGACAUGAGUGUGGCCGCUGGUAAUAUUGCUAGAGUAUGUCGAGAAUUGGUCGAUCUAGCCAAUGCCACAGGAUACUGGCCCAUCGUAGAUAAAGAGCUGGUCUUACGUAUAUCGACAGAUCAUGUAGCUCAAGCAGACAACACGGAAGGUGCAGCUAGUGUGGGUAGUGGUGUCCCACUUACGUACGACCAGUACAAGCGAGUCAAUGACUUGCGUGAAUUGGAAGAAACAUCGAAACAGUACGACCAGGCUACCCAAGAAAUCCCAGCUGAAAACGUUACGGAAAGACCCGGUGAAAAGUUCCUUCAUGAUGUGGAAUUUGUCUUGCUACGGCAGUUUGUUGCGGCUCUGAGUGAGCUCAAGAAGUUACACGAGCAGCAUCUUAAAGAAGAAUACCUGGCUGCCACAUCUCUCAUCAAUGCUCGUGCUGAUACAAUUGUGGAAGAAAUCCGUAACUUUGAUAUGAUUUGUGACUUGAAGGACAGUAUUAUGAUUGAGCCUGAAGAUAUGCCGAGGCUUCAAGCAACUGGAAUUUCAACUUUGUUGGGAAUCACUGCUCUGCCAACUCCAAUUCGACCUUUUAUUGUACAGCUCCUGAACGAUGUCAAGAGCACCUCUAAAACUGUCACGAUGCGUGGUAGUUUGGCAGCUGGUAUUUGGCCCACUCCGACCGCAUCUCAGGAAAUGCUGGCAGCAACCAUUCCAUGUGUUUUGGCAGUCAAGGCUCUAGUUAAUCUUACAAAGGAGGCCAUUAGUAAAUCUAUUCAACAAAUGGAUGAAGAACGUCGAAAGAAGGAAGAAUGGAAUCGCACAUGGCAACAGAACGAAAGGACGAAGAAGAUGUUCAAGAUUUUGGAUUCCUCGGAAGCUGGAGCGCAAGGCGAAACGGACCAAUUGACAAAGGAAGAAACCGUUCUUUUGGAAGAAAAUACAGAAGGUCUGCUCAUUGAAGGAAACCUUGUCAAGGGUGGACGAUUACCCAAGUUGAUUGAGCAAAUUACUCAAGCACAUCGAAAAAAUGAUCCUGAGAUCACAGCAACACUCCUAAUGACCCAUCAUUCAUUCACCUCGUCGAUUGAAUUGUUUGAUGCCUUCAUCAAACGUUACGAUAUUGCACCUCCAUAUGGUCUCAACAAGCAGAACUUUGAGUUUUAUAUCAACAAAAAGAUUGUACCCAUUCGAUGGCGUGUAUCAAGUGUGAUACGCUUAUGGAUUGAACAGCAUCCAGAAGACUUUAUCGAGAAUGAAGUGCUAGUCCGUCGAGUCACAAACUGGAUUGAAAAGAAGCUCAAGACAGACUUCGACUCAUUCGCUCUAUCCCUAUCACGAGCCUUAAACACAAAGUUAACAGCUCCACGAGAUGCAAAAGAAAGUGGCCCAUCUAGCCCAGUACAACAUGGAUCCGGACAUUUAUCAUACUCUGGACCUAAACCGAUACUGCCUCGAAACAUCCCUGGCACUGAUUUGGGACUGGCGCUGCUGACAGACAGCAAAUUCUUCUUUGACAUUGACCCAUUGGAGAUAGCCAGACAAUUGGCUCUUACUACAUUUACCGAUUUUAAGAAUGUGAGACCUGUUGAGUGUUUGGAUCAGAUAUGGGGCGAGAAGAGACGGAAGGAGCUGAAUAAGUUGAGAAGGCCUGGAACGGUAAUUCCUGUUACGCCACAAGGAACUGUUGGUGGUAUUGGAAAGCUGAUUCAGCAUACCAAUCGACUCUCUAUGUGGGUUGCACACCAUGUGUUGAAUUGUGACAGUAUGAAGUCUCGAGCAUCUGCUCUCAAGUACUUUUGUCAGCUGGCUCUGCAUUGUCGAGAGCUAAACGACUUUAACGGAAUUACUGGUAUCGUUGCUGGUCUCUCCAUGGCACCUGUUCUUCGUCUGAAGAAGGCAUGGCAGUCAUUCGAGGACAAGUAUCCCAAAAUACUCGAAGCAUAUACCGAAGUCGCAGAUCUAGUCAGUCCCAAAGGCCAAUACGCUAACUACCGUAAAGUCCUCGCGGUCCUAAUCCCUCCCGCCAUACCCUUCCUUGGUGUUUACCUUACUGACCUAACCUUUGUGGAACUGGGUAAUCCAGACUAUCUCCCAGAAUCCUCCUUCAUCAAUUUCGAGAAACGGCGUAAAGCCUUCCAAGUUAUUAAAGACAUUCAAAAGUUUCAGGUUACACCAUUCGAGUUUGCACCUGUGCUGGGUAUUCAGCGGUGGUUGGAUGCUGUUGGUGCCGAAGGAGAUGUGUCUGGUGUUGGUAAAUUGAGUAAUGAUGAUCAGUUGUAUGAGGCUUCACUCGCUGUUGAGCCUAGAGAGGAUUCGGACGAUGAGGAUGAUGAAGACGAGCUGUAA
Molecule: messenger RNA, 4284 nt
Organism: Synchytrium microbalum
Lineage: Eukaryota; Fungi; Chytridiomycota; Chytridiomycetes; Synchytriales; Synchytriaceae
Exons: 10
Coding region: 1-4284 (1427 amino acids)
Biological process (GO): Ras protein signal transduction; positive regulation of GTPase activity
Cellular component (GO): plasma membrane
Molecular function (GO): guanyl-nucleotide exchange factor activity; protein binding
Source: RefSeq, a predicted model, not a curated record